CAUAAAUGUGUUAUGAAAUGUGAUUUUGGAUUGUACUAAUUUUGUAAUGGUGCAAUUUCUUAUUUUAGUUGUAUGGAAUUCAAUAAAUUCCGCUCUCGCGCGUGUAAAUUACGCCAAUUAGUUUUAGUUUUGAAGUACCCGUGCCAUAUGCUGUGUGAAACGAGUUGUGUGAAAUCAAAUAAAUUCCGCACCAGCAUUGCCUACGAGUACCUAUGCGACGGUAUUCCGAUCGAUACCGACACGUUCUUUUGUUUGUAUUAACUUUAUAACGUAAUUACCGUCUACGGAGUUCUUUGCCCCCGAUACUUGUCAUCCUGAGCACUCUACUAGAAACGGAUCACUACGAAAGCAUAAUCAGAGAUUUGACGUGUACAAAAUGCAGUAAGUACAUGAAGCCGCCCAUCCACCUGUGCGUGGACGGGCACAGCAUAUGCGGACCGUGUUAUAACAAGAGCUUCCAAUGUCAUGUUUGUAAGAAAGAAUUCUCUCCAAUCCGCUCAGCGGUACUGGAGUCUCUAGCGAAUAAAGUACUGUUUCCUUGCACCAACGCUGGAUGUCCGAAGCAUGCAACUCUUCCUCAACUAGAGAGGCACACACCACACUGCCAGUUCCGCAUCAUAAACUGCUUCAUGGCUAGAGUUUACGGAGAAUGCACAUGGGAAGGCCGCGCUGGGGAAUGGAUGGACCACUGUUUCUCAGAGCACAAGUCUCGAGUAACCGACCUGCCAUUCAUCACAGUCAAGGACAAAUGGGACGCGAAGAGAACCGAGCCAAUCCUCAACUACUUUCUGCUGAGAUGCUUCGAUAAAGUGUUCAAUGUUUAUCAAAUUUAUGAUAAACGAGGAGGCAGAAUGAUGUGGACGGUGCUGGUAAACGACGAAAAUGCUGAGAAAUAUUAUUUUGAAAUCGACAUUUUCCUCCCAAAUCUUCCAAGCAAAAGGAUUGUUUACAGACGCCCUUGCAAAUGUGAAAAAGACGCUGAUUUUCUAGAACACACACAGAACGUGUACAUUCCUGUAGAAAAUGUUUUCUCGAUGCUUGACGAGAGUGAGUCGACGAAUUUUAUUGUAAGGAUUGGAGAGGUAGAAAACUUACCGCUAUUAGACACGCCUACAGAUAGCGAAAGUCGUAUUCUACUUAAUGCAGAAGAUCACAAGGAUUAGCAAAAUAUAUAGUCAAAUAUACAAGGUCAUUUUGAUAUUGCGUUACUAAAUGAAACCACCUAUUCGUCUUUAACUUUGCUAACACUGUGCCAGGAAUUAUCCAGGAAUAAGUGUAGAAUAUUAUCGAAAAAAAUCCGGUUUUAGUUUUCUGAUUUAUUGAUCAUUUUAUAAUUUAGUUCGAACAAAGCGUAAAUGUGUGUUUCUGACGUAACGUAUAAUUUUCCGCUCUUACAAAUUCUCUUCGUAUAGUAGUAGUGGCCUUAGGAUAUAUAAAGUUAAAAUUACUUUUUAUUCAUAUUUAUUUUGUUCGAAACAUACACUUUUUUAUUUUACAUCUAUGAAUAGAAUGACUUAAGGUAACGUGUUAGUAUCAAGAAGAAAAAUUUGCUUUCAUUUAUUAACGCAACGUCAAAAUGACUACGUAGAUAUUUACUUCAAAUUACGUAAAUUUAAUGAAAAUCCUAGAACAUCUUUUAUGCACCAUACAUUGUUCUAAAUAAAAUGUUACUUUACAAAAACGGUCAAAAAAUUGUAAUGUAUAAUACAAGUUUUAUAUAUUAGUUUAUUUAAAACUAUUAUCAAUGAUUUUUUUAUUUACUUAGAUUACCUUUUUUUUAGCCAAUACCUACAUUUAUUAGGGCUUUUAGAAUUACAAAAACGACUACAUAGUGACUAAUUACUGUUAACAAUGUCUGAAAACAUACUUUCUUGUUUGUUAUUCGAUAGAUAGAAAAUAUAAAAGUACGCUUUGUAAAUUAUAGAUAAUCGUCGUUAUAUGUUUAAUAAAAUAAAUUUUGUACUUUCAUUACUUUCUUAAAACCUAGAGUCGUAGAUGUAAUUAAAGAAUUAUGAACGUU
This is a messenger RNA of Manduca sexta (tobacco hornworm), 2020 nucleotides long. RefSeq names its product E3 ubiquitin-protein ligase siah2. The transcript has 7 exons. NCBI's taxonomy places the organism in Eukaryota, Metazoa, Arthropoda, Insecta, Lepidoptera, Sphingidae. Gene Ontology annotation, molecular function: ubiquitin conjugating enzyme binding; ubiquitin protein ligase activity. Gene Ontology annotation, cellular component: cytoplasm. Gene Ontology annotation, biological process: multicellular organism development; proteasome-mediated ubiquitin-dependent protein catabolic process. The coding region runs from base 390 to 1163 and encodes 257 amino acids. The record is from RefSeq and is a predicted model, not a curated record.